UAUCUAACACACACCAGCGUAGUUACCUAAAAAGAGUAACAAUGUGUGCGUGUUAACAAAAGUGCGUUGUGUGUAGUAGUGAUACUUGAGAGUGCGCAGCAUGUGAAUAUGUGCAUUGGUGUAUGUGAAUUUACGUUUGCCUAUAGUUGUAGUAGUGUUGCCAAUGAAGGUGUGUUGUGUUUGACUUUUAUGCGCCACUGGCACAUGCCUACCUGUGAGAAGUCAACCCUUUUCAUGGAACGUUGUAACUUUCGGUUCGUCGCGUUGGCCAACACAUCACCGCGGCGUCGUUGCUGCCGUUAGCAAGAAUCAAACAAACAUCGAUUAUCACCAAUCCAUUCCCAUGCAUUCGAAAUAUUUCGCCAUCUGAUUACACUAUAUCACAAAAGGCAGCUGCCCUUUUCCAAAUAUAUAAUAUGAUCACCGAAAAGAAAAGGACAAUCCUACAUAAGAAAGAACAAGUGUGUCGACAACACCAUACAAGCGACAAUGCUGCCCAAAAAGCUGUCGCUCAAUUGCUCAAAAGUACAAAAGUCAUUCGAAUACAAAAUUUUAAAUACCGUGAUAAACUGAAGCCAACUACGUUAUUAGCUAUAGCCUUCUAUUUAGUCUUAAGCAGCCUUUGCGGUAUUACAGCGCAAACUCGGGAUCCGCGCUUCUUCUCACGGCCCGGUGUCAAUGACUACAAUUGGCCGAACCCAGGCGAUCCUGACUACAGAACAUACAUAUUUAAUGAUCGUCGUUAUGGACACUACUUACCUAAUGGAUAUGGUACGAACUAUCCUGGUAGAAAUUCACCUGGACAGUAUCCGCAGGGAAUGCCCAACGAAGAUCGAUUUCGAUUUGAUCCGAAUAACCCCAACGCGGCACAUACACCCUUCCCUGGCAUUUUGGCUGGCUGGCGUGAAGAUUUGCAGGGCAAACAACGACGUGACUCACUUACAUUAGACCGCGAUGUAUUUGUUACGACCAAUUAUGGACAAGUGCAGGGCUUCAAGGUCUACAUGUAUGACAAUCCCGAUCCCAAGUCCUUCUACAGGCCAUACCACUCAACCGUCGACCGCGUUAUGGGCGAGUGCUCAGUUUUCUUGGGUAUCCCCUACGCCUUGCCACCCACCUUCGAAGGUCGCUUUAAGCCACCGCGAUUGCACCGUGGUUGGCAGUUGUUGCAAGCUGUUGAUUAUGGACCGGCAUGCCCACAACCGGUACGCUACACUGGCGCUACCAAGGGUGUUAUGGAUAUGGAUGAAGAUUGUCUUUACUUGAAUAUUUUUUCGCCAAAGACAGGAGCUGGUGUCGCACAAAAAUAUCCCGUUAUGGUGUACAUUCAUGGUGGAGAAUUCGUGCAUGGCGCCUCGAAUCACUUCCAAGGUCAUAUACUCGCCUCAUUCUAUGAUGUGGUUGUUGUGACUAUAAAUUAUAGACUUGGUGCACUGGGAUUUUUAUCCACGGCCGAUGAAAACUCGCCUGGAAACUAUGGAAUAUUAGAUCAAGUUAUGGCGCUCAAGUGGAUAUAUGACAAUGUUGAAUUCUUCAACGGCGAUCGUGAAUCGAUUACCUUGUUUGGGCCUGGUGCUGGCGCAGCGUCUGCGGGUCUUUUAAUGGUUGCACCGCAAACUAAGAAUAUUGUGAAACGAGUUAUUGCCCAAUCGGGUGCAGCUAUGUCCGACUGGGCGCUAAUUCAAGAUAAAUAUCGUGCACAGAAUACGAGUCGUGUCUUGGGCCAAUUACUAGGCUGUUCCAUUGAAUCGUCAUGGAAAUUAGUUAAUUGUCUACGGACUGGACGUAGCUUUUAUGAGUUGGGCAAUGCGGAGUUUCCACCACAAGUAGGCACCUUUGCUUGGGGUCCAGUGUUGGAUCACAAUUUCACAGUGCCCGGGGAUGAUUGGUAUGAAGGUUGGCGCGAAAAGGACUGGCGCUUCCUUACACAAACGCCUGAGAGUCUCAUACGGCAAGGUCAUUUCAAUCGUGGCAUACAAUAUAUGACUGGCGUGACGACACAAGAGGCAGCCUUUUUUGUAGCACAAAAUGAAUCGUUAGGGCCUUACUACGAAAUUGAUGGUAAAUUUUUUGAUCAGAAAAUACGCGAACAUGUCUUUCGCUACAAUUACACACUAAAUCCAAAUGGUGUUUAUGAAGCCAUCAAAUACAUGUACACCUACUGGCCAGAUCCCAACAAUAAUUCGAUAAUACGUGACCAAUACAUUAAUAUGCUUUCCGAUUUGUAUUACCGUGCUCCGGUUGACAAAAUGGUGAAAUUACUUUUGGAACAGCGUAUACCGGUCUAUAUGUACGUUCUAAACACGACUGUAGAGGCUUUAAACUAUCCACAAUGGCGAAAAUAUCCACACGAUAUAGAACACUACUUUCUUACUGGCGCACCAUUCAUGGAUACUGAAUUCUUUCCGAAGAAGGAUCAUUUGCAGCGGAACAUGUGGACCGACAACGAUCGCAACAUGAGCCAUUUCUUCAUGCAAACCUAUUCAAAUUUCGCUAGAUAUGGUAACCCUACGCCUCAACAAGUAUUAGGCUUACAUUUCCAGCGCGCCUACCAGGGAGAACUGCGUUACUUGAAUAUUAAUACGACUUUUAACUCGUCAAUAUUGCUCAAUUAUCGCCAAACCGAAUGUGCAUUUUGGACACAAUAUUUGCCAACGGUGAUUGGAGUAUUAGUACCUACUUAUCCACCCACAACGGAAUUUUGGUGGGAACCUAAAGAACCGUUGCAAAUCGCUUUUUGGUCUAUGUCAGUAGCAUGCUUUUUCCUCAUCGUCUUAGUGGUCAUCUGUUGUAUUAUGUGGCGGAAUGCCAAAAGGCGAUCUGACUUUUAUGAUGAUGAUGUUUUUAUAAAUCCUGACGGUACGGAACUGCCUGAUGACGGCCAAAGCGGUGUGGACAAUGCACACAUGGUGGCCAAUCAUCACGCGCUAAGGUCACGUGACAAUAUCUACGAAUAUCGUGAUUCACCAUCAACCAAGACGCUUGCCAGUAAAAUACAUACCGAUACAACAUCCAUUCGAUCGCCUAGCUCAUUGACUAUGACACACAAAUCGGGCAGUCAAUCGUCCUUAAAGUCGGCGAUUUCAUUAAAAGAAACGAAUGGCGGCACGUUGAGCAGCAACUUGAGCAGUACUCGUCCUACUCGCGCGGGCGCUCUAAAUAAUGGUACAGCCUCCAUUGCACAACAACCGAAUCGACAAAAUCUAGAAGAGAAACGUUUAUUAACACGUGACGUGAACACGCCUACACCAAUAUCAAGCACACCACUAAUAACAACUACAACAGCUACGAUCUCAGCCGCACCAGAGCCUGCAAGUUAUAAGCCUAAAUCAACAGCUAAUAUAGCCUCCACAAGCACAGCACACACUAGUGUGGGCACAGCGAACAGUCGCAGCACAACGCCGGUGCCCAGCGCACGUACGCACACCACAACAACCACAUUAACGACUGCACCGCAGGUGCAACGCUCAGCACAAAUCACGACAUCUGCUCAAACGCAGCCGAAGCCUCAAGCGCGAACACAAGUCAUUGAAGGUGUGCCCCAGACAUCGGUUUAAGAAACAGCUCUCUAAGUGAGGAGGUCCGUCCAAAUUCUAUUGUCGUGGCUGUUGAAAUCCUCACUUAGAGAGUGUAAAUGAAAUAGUUUGAAAUUUCUUAACUUUACCGUUAUGUGCGAAGAAUUUUUCGAGGAGUUAUGAUGUUUAUUGAGGAUAUUUACCAAUUUUAUACUAAACAUAUACAAAUUUCUAUCAAAGGCUGAAAGGUAUGUAACCUAACUGUUUUAUGCCAGCUUUUUUUGUGAAAUAUGUGUGAAAAAAAUUAUCAUCUACAUAUUUAUCAUCGAUAGGCUUAUGUAUAAUUCAAUUACGAAAUAAGAAAAAUCCUGGCACAUGACUAAAGACGUGCUUAAACAAAUGUUUUACCUUCACUACCUUACAUGUAGUUUCGAAUUAUAUAAAAUCUAAACAACGAA
This is a messenger RNA of Zeugodacus cucurbitae (melon fly), 3973 nucleotides long. It is a transcript of the gene Gli, whose product is annotated as neuroligin-like protein glit-1. Gene Ontology annotation, cellular component: tricellular tight junction; cell surface; septate junction. The coding region runs from base 417 to 3557 and encodes 1046 amino acids. The record is from RefSeq and is a predicted model, not a curated record. NCBI's taxonomy places the organism in Eukaryota, Metazoa, Arthropoda, Insecta, Diptera, Tephritidae. The transcript has 7 exons.